Molecule: messenger RNA, 1680 nt
Organism: Aspergillus puulaauensis
Lineage: Eukaryota; Fungi; Ascomycota; Eurotiomycetes; Eurotiales; Aspergillaceae
Product: arylsulfatase
Exons: 3
Coding region: 1-1680 (559 amino acids)
Molecular function (GO): arylsulfatase activity
Source: RefSeq, a predicted model, not a curated record
AUGGCAAAACAGCCUAAUUUCCUCGUUAUUGUUGCUGAUGACCUUGGCUUUUCUGAUACUGGGUGCUUUGGCGGGGAAAUCAAGACUCCGAAUAUCGACAGUCUGGUGAACGGAGGUAUUCGGUUCACUGACUUUCAUGCUGCGGCAGCAUGCUCGCCUACUCGAGCCAUGCUCCUGAGUGGAACAGAUAACCAUAUCGCCGGGAUUGGGACAAUGGCUGAAAUGUGGUCUGAGAAUCAAAAAGGAAAACCUGGCUAUGAGGGUUACCUGAAUGACCGAGUAGUGCCUGUCUCAGAGUUGCUUCAAUCUGCCGGAUAUCAUACCAUGCUGUCAGGGAAAUGGCAUCUUGGUCUAACUCCUGAUCGAUGGCCAAGCCGAAGAGGCUUCGAUCGAUCUUUUUCACUUCUCCCAGGAGCUGCAAAUCAUUAUGCCUGGGAACCCCAAUUACAAGCGGACAAAAAAGCUCCGGAUAUCCUGGGAGAAAUAAAUGCAUUCUAUGUGGAAGACGAUACGCAGGUUGAGCCCCACGAACUGGGAGAGGAUUUCUAUUCCUCUGAGGCGUUUGCAACGAAGCUUAUCGAGUACCUCGAUGAACGAGAUUCAAAGCAAAGGGAGAAACCAUUCUUCGCAUAUCUCGCGUUUUCCGCACCUCAUUGGCCAUUGCAAGCACCAGAAAGCGAUAUUCAGGAUUAUCGAGGCGUUUAUGAUGAGGGACCUGAAGUGCUCCGCCAAACUCGCCUUAAAAGUCUCAAGAGCCUCGGUCUGAUUCCUGAACAUGCGAUUCCGCAUGACGUUGUGGCAAUCGGAGGUCAUGAUCUUUCUAAAGACUGGGAAUCACUUGACUCAACAAAACGACAAUUCUCUUCUCGGACAAUGGAGUGUUUUGCAGGUAUGGUUCAAAACAUGGACCAACAAAUUGGACGUGUCUUGCAGUACCUCCGCAGCAAAGGGGAAUUGGACAACACAUUUAUAUUAUUUAUGUCAGACAAUGGCGCAGAGGGUCUUUUGCUAGAAGCCAUUCCCAUAAUCAAGGGAGAUGUCCACGAGCAUAUUGCGAACUACUAUGAUAACUCGUUGGAUAACUUGGGUAAGAAAGAUUCCUUUGUCUGGUACGGUCCAUACUGGGCGUCUGCUGCGACUGCACCAGGCCGUCUGUAUAAGUCAUUUACUACAGAGGGCGGGGUUCGCGUUCCACUUGUUUUGAAUUAUCCACCGUUGACGAGAGAUAUACCGAACAUCAACCACGCUUUUGCGACCGUCAUGGAUAUCGCCCCCACUGUGCUUGAACUUGCCGGGGUGGAACAUCCAGGAACAACUUACUGCGGCCGCACAGUCGCACCAAUCCGUGGCAGGUCUUGGGUUCCUCAUCUCGCAGGGCAGACAGGCAAUAUUCAUCCUGACGAUAUGGCCAUGGGAUGGGAGCUCUUUGGGAGACAAGCUAUUCGGAAGGGAAGAUUCAAAGCGGUGUAUAUACCCAAGCCAUAUGGGCCCGAGGAAUGGCAACUGUAUGAUCUGAAGAGUGAUCCUGGUGAACGAGUCGACUUGGCAGGUCGAAAGCCAGAAAUUCUAGCAGACUUGAUGGAGGAAUGGGAGAAAUAUGUGCAUGAGGUUGGAUUAAUUGUGGGAUCUGCACAGCCAUUUUACGAAGUGGACCAGGACGUUCAUUCUGUACAGGGAUAG